CCUUAACGCGAAGUAGAACAAGAAGCUCUUAGCAAAGCUCUUGCUAAUACAUAGUCCCUAUAAUCGGAAAAGAAAAAAUGGACCAAAGAGCACAGUAUCAGUUGGAGAGUGUGCAAGAGGCAGAGAAGUACCUCAAAAAGCACAGGAUAAAUGAGCUGUUUAACGACCUGUGUGCUGCUGUCUGCUAUAAAAAACCGGAGAACGUACACCAGGAUUUGAAUUUGAUACAUUGUGACUUUCGUUGUGACUGUAGUGUUAAGUUAGGAAUUUGAUAAGGAUUGAGUAAUCCACUAUCGGAUCGACGAGUUGAAGAAGAGGCAGUCUAGAAAAACUGCAUUUGAUACAUUGACUGUCUUUGUGAUCUUGGUCUAAUAUUAAAUUACGGCUAGGUGGUAGUGCAAAUGGCGACUCAGUAGUUGUACAAGAAGUCGCGACCUAUAUUGGAAGAAACAUCACCGUACUAAAGGAGGUUCUGUGCUAGUUAAUAACCCUUCGUGAACAUCAUAAAACAACAUCAUCGUCAGGUAAAAGCUUUCCUGGUAGACGAGUUGAAGAAGAGGCAGUCUGGUCAGGCAUCCAUGCUCUUCGAGGAGGAUGAGAUCGAAGCAGUCUUUAGAAUGGCGGAUUUGAUGCAAGUAGGGACAAUCACAGUCUCCCAAUGCCGACAAGCACUCUGCUCGAUUGUACUUCUACCAAUUAGCUAGUUGUUUUCAUAGUUGUUUUUGAUUUUUUUACACCCUUCCACAGGAUUAAGCACGAUGUACCCCUAGAAUGGGUUUACUACUACUACUACUACUACUACUACCACUACUACUACUACUACUACUACUACUACUACUACUACUACUACUACUACUACUACAACAUGAAUUUGCAUGAUACCCAAAAACUACGACUCGUCGAUCUCUCCAUCUCCUCGCUCCAUCACCAUCCCAGGUCAACACGCAGGCGCAGCACGAUUUGGCUUCGCAGCUCACUUUCCCAGACGAAAGAGUGGACCUAGAAACUUUUAAAAAGAAGGUGAAGGAACUCUUUGCGUAAGAAAGAAAGGGUUGUUCUCUUCUGCUUGUCGUACAAGGAUAGGGAGAAGUAGAUAGUGGUACUGGUAAUUCAUUGUAUGACCGAGAUUGACAGUAGAUGAACAUGAAACACCGAUGAACCAUCAAUUUUCACCAUGAAAUUAACUUUUCGACUAUUCAGACAGUAUCAUGUUGACUAUGUUACAUUUACGAUUCAUUGCCCAGAAUAUGAAGAACGCACCUACCUGUAGGACAACCGCACCGACCACAGGUUCUCUCUAUUCAUAAGAGAAUUAGAGCCAUGAUAUAUUUUGCCUAACGGACUUCAAGAUGUGGUGGAAAAAAGAAAAAUGCUCAUGGAUUAGAUCAUGAGACGAAGCGAUGAACAAGAAUAGAACGCUAAACAUUAUAAAACAAUUUCACGACGAGCAUAUCGAAAGAUAUCAGAUUUGAUCUUCACAAUGUCGUAUAUGUGCUGCUCGUGAUGUCGCAAACAAAAAGAGCAUCAGAAAAUUGCACCUGAAGCGCCAAGGACAUCCAGUUAGAUGAAUCAUAGCAACGUGAUGCUGAUGCACGGC
This is a messenger RNA of Amoebophrya sp. A25, 1597 nucleotides long. Lineage: Eukaryota; Dinophyceae; Syndiniales; Amoebophryaceae. The record is from the annotation of a GenBank genome assembly.